Messenger RNA from Daphnia carinata, 647 nucleotides. RefSeq lists its product as uncharacterized. The record is from RefSeq and is a predicted model, not a curated record. The transcript is spliced from 3 exons. NCBI's taxonomy places the organism in Eukaryota, Metazoa, Arthropoda, Branchiopoda, Diplostraca, Daphniidae. The coding region runs from base 1 to 618 and encodes 205 amino acids.
AUGAACAAAAGUUGCAGUCUCAUCCGCAAUACUCUGACCUUGGCAAUGAAAAACCGAUGGCUAUCUGAAUUAAUCUAUGCCAGCAGUUCCGGUGCCGCAAAAGGCAUUAAAGGUUAUCGACUGCACUCUCUUCCGUAUAAAAGCUUGGCCAAUUCACGACAAUCGCCAUCAGAUUCUUCCAGGAUUUGCAGCGAUCACUUCAUCAUCAUGCAAUACAUCGCCCUUGUAGUUCUCGCCCUGGCUGUCGUAGAUGCUGGCGUUGUUUAUGAUCGCCAGGCCGGCGAUUUUGCUUACAGCAUCAACAACGUACCUUACGUUCUUCCUUUCGCCCCUUCGCUGCUAAGCCCAAUCCAGAAGGAUAACAAGGACACAGCCGUAGACGCGAAGAAGUUCGAAACCCCAGCUAUUGUCACGCCUCAGCUUUACCCAAUCACCUACGUUUACGGGGGAUACCCUAACGCUUUCGGAUCUGUGGGCUAUCCUUUCGGUGUGUUACCCUUGAACGCAAAAUCUGUUACGGAAAUCAAACCCGUUGUGACUGUUGUCAAAGCUGCAGAAACUACUGGAGAGAAAUCAGCCGAAAAGGCCAAGGCUCCUGCUGUUACCUACGUUGCUUAAUCCCGAAUUUCUUUGAUUAUUACCGACGA